CGCUGGCCUAUCAGGGUAAAGGUUAUUACUUUAGUGCCUGAAGUGUCCAAUGAGGAGUAUGCUUCUUACGUGAGGGAAUUUGUCAGACCUAGGUCUGUUUCCUUAACAACAACCCCCCCCCCCCCCAAUUAGGCAUGUUUGUGUUAAUUUGGAAGUACAUCCUAGAUGCCAGGCCUAGAUAUCAAAGUCGCCUUCACUGACUGCAGGAGCGGCAGGAGGACACUAGGACACUCCGUGGCUGGAAAUGGAAAAGAAGAAUGGUCAGGCUGGGGCAGAGCAAUUCUUUAUGGCUAGGGGCUAUUACCCUGCGCAGCCUGACUCCAUUCCUAGUGACCCGAGGCUUUUAACCCACACAAAGAGCAGCUGCAGCUAAGGAGUCAGUGAGCUUUGAGGAUGUGGCUGUGAAGUUCACACAGGAGGAGUGGGCCGUGCUGGAUCCAUCCCAGAAGGAGCUGUACAACGAUGUGAUGCAGGAAACCCUGAGGAACCUGGCCUCUAUAGGAAACAAGUCGGGCAAACAGAAGGUUGUCAAUGAGUAUGAAAAACUAUGGAGCAAACUAAGCAGCCACUUGGUGGAGAAAUUCUGUGACUAUAAUGAAACUCUUCAGUGUGCAGAAAUCUUCAGCUGCAAUCCAGGACACUCUGUGAGCCUGAAAUCUUGUCCAGGACUUGCUACAUUUGAAAAGCAUGUCUAUAAAGAAGGUAGAAUUGGCCAUUCAUCUCUGGGUGUGCCACUGAACCAUCCAGUGGGACCUUAUGAAGACCAGGAACAUGGACAGCCAUUGUAUAAACAUAAGGAGUUUGGGAGCAGCUCCAGUUCUCUGUCCCUUCAGAUGCAUAAAAGCACUCACGCUGGAGAGAAACCUUCCAAAAAUAAGGACUUUGAGGAAGACCUUCCUUGUGUCAGAUCUGGCCAAAUAUGUGAACAAAAUGGCUAUUCAAAGAAGUCGUCUGUGCACAAGCCGUGUGGGAAAGGCUUCACGCCUCCCAGUCCUUUACAGAGGCGUGAGAAGAGUCACGGUGUUAAGAAGCCCUAUGUGUGUGAACUGUGUGGGAAAGGCUUUGCUCGGUUUGGUAACCUUUUAAGGCAUCAGCGAACUGACACAGGUGAGAAUCCUUUUCUGCCUGAUCAUUAUGCAAGAACUCUUCCCCGUCCUGCUUGCCUUAGAAGAAGAAUGAGUAUUCACAGUGGCGAGAAACCCUAUGUGUGUGAACAGUGUGGGAAAACUUUUCUUGAUUCUACUUACUUUCGAAUACAUAGGAGGAUUCACACUGGCGUGAAACCCUAUGUGUGUAAGCAGUGUGGGAAGGCCUUCACUGCUUCUCGUUACCUCAGAUCACAUGAACUCACUCACACUCGGGAAACAUCUUACGUAUGUGAGCAGUGUGGGAGUGCCUUCACGUUUUGGUAUCAAUUUCAAAAGCACAAAGUAACUCAUAGUGGUGUGAAUCCUUAUGUUUGUAAGCAAUGUGGAAAAGGCUUUACUUAUUCCAGUUCCCUAAAAACACAUGAAAGAAUUCAUACGGGUCAGAAGCCCUAUGUGUGUAAGCACUGUGGGAAAACCUUUGGUAGCUCCGGUAACCUUAAAAGACACGGAAGUACUCACACUGGUGAGAGACUCUACGCAUGCAAGCAGUGUGGGAAGUCAUUCAAUAAUCACAGUUCCUUUCAGUUCCACAGUCGAAUGCAUACCGGAGAGAAUCCCUACAAGUGUAAACAGUGUGGGAAGGACCUAGCUUCUUCUUCCUCCCUUCAGAGCCACGAAAGGAAUCACUCUGGAGAGAAGCCCUAUGCGUGUUUGCAAUGCGGGAAAGCUUUCAGUUCUGACAGCUCUCUUCGGAAGCAUAAAAUAAUGCAUAGUGAGGAAAAACCCUAUGUAUGUAAGCACUGUGGGAAAUCUUUCCGUCGCUUUUUCGAGGUUCGGGUACAUGAACGAAUCCACAGUAGCGAGAGACCCUAUGAAUGUGAGACGUGUGGGAGAGGCUUUUUGAGUGCAACUCAUUUACGGAGGCAUGUACCGAUUCAUAGUAGAACAGAUAAGGAUGCUAGUAAAUUAACAUGAGAAACUCCCUGGUAGCUCUCACUAAGUCAAAUUCCAUGAAGUAGAUUAGGCUAACAAUGUGGGGAAGUGUCAGAAAAAUUUGAGAGACGGUAUCCUUUUGAAUCGAAUGUAGGUAUCACUACUAGAAAUUCUCUUCUAAUAAAUGGUAGCAGACACUGGAAAAAUGCUGCAAGCCACGUGAUAAAGUCUUCAGAGUUCUUGUGGAGAAGAUGUUGAAGUAGCUCAUACUGGAGAGAAAGCUUAUGCAAGCCUUUAGUCCUUAGGGGGCCCUCAAGAGACAUUGUAGUUGUCAUUUGGAGAGAAGUCCUUCAUAUAUAAUGUGGUGAUUUGAAUAAGAAUGCUCCAAAUAUGCUUAUAUAUUUGAAUGUUUAAUAACCAGGGAGUGGAAUUGUUUUGAAAGGCUUAUAAGAACUAGAUGGUAUGGCCCUUUUUGGAGUAGAUGUGAACUUUUCGUAGGUGUGACGAUAGGGGGUGGGCUUUGAGGUUUCAAAAGCCUGUGCCAGAUCCAGUUACACGUUCUUUCUGCUUGUUUUUGUGGAUCAGGGGGUAGCUCUCAGCUACUGCUUAAGCUCCCAGACAUGAUGCUAAUGGUCUACAUCUCUGAAACUGUAAGCAAGCUCCCAAUUAAAUGCUUUGUCUUAUAAGAGCUCCUUUGUCAUGGUGUCUCUUCACAGCAGGAGAACAGUGUCGAAGACAUACAGAGGAUCUUAAAAACUUUCAGUCAUCCCAGGUUUUUUGUUUUUUUUUUAACUAGACAUGAAAUAACUCACUGUGGGGUAGCCUAACACACAGGAUUUGUAAAGUCUCCAUUAUCACGUUGGUAGCACUUAAAAAGAAUGCAUUGAGAAAACUCCUAGCAUUGGAGAGCAUGUGGGAAGAUUUCUAGGUUCGACUCAAAAAUUAAGAAGUAGCAAGGUGUGGGAGAGAUACUUGAUUUUAAUCAGACAUUCUCAUCCACCAAGUCUGUGUGCUCCCUCUGGUGAUCAUUCCUUCUCAGGGCUGAGACUAGCUAUGAACAUCACUUCUUACCAGGUGUGGUGGUACGGGCAUGCAAUCCUGCUUGGGAAGCUUGUGAGAAGGAUCCCAGGUUUCAGAACUGUCUGACUAUGUAUUGAAUUCCUGGUAUUCCUAGGGGACCGAGUCCCACUUUUGGGGAUUAUAUCUUGAUAAUGAUAAGUGAGCCCAGAGGAAAUCUCAAGGACUAUUUAAGCAAGUUUGAGUCAAAAGCCACAUACCAGGCCAACUAUUUCCCUCCUCCCUAACCCCAUCUCCCUUUCUAAACUUUUUACAUUUUUACUUCUCAAAUGUGAGUGUUUUGCCUGCAUCCAUAUCUAUGCUGUAUAUGUGUACCUGAAGCCCGAUGAGGCCAGAAGGCAGCAUUGAACCCCCAGAAAGUGGAGUUACAGAUGGUCUGAACCUCCAUGUUGGAAUCUUGGGAAUUAACACCAGGUCCUCUGCGGCCAGUGCACCUAACCACGAAGCCAUGUCUCUGUCUCCAGCCCCUCCUGUUUCUUUGAAGCAGGCUCCGCCUAGGUAACAACUUGACUCUACCCUGUAGCCCAGGAUGCCCUUACAUUCACUACAAUGAUGCCCAUGCCUUACUCUGUCAUCACAGUUUGAAGUCGUAUUUACUGCAUUUUAAGCAAGCACUUUCCCUUACAUAGGUGUCUGGUCUUCUUAGGUAGAUAAGUGGAUAUAGUCACCAUUUGGUCCAUCUUAUUACAUAUUAUUAGUUUCUGAUAGUGCUCAUGCCUAAGAGCAGCUUCAAUAUAUUUAAGCACAGGUAGGUGUUCUAGCCAUCAAGAGACACUGAUAUCAGGAUGCUGCAGUUUGACUUGGUGACCUCCUUCCUGGAAAGGUGGAAGCUUUUUGAAGCCAUCCAUGCCUACAUUUUCGUCUGUUACAGCUAUUUCAGGUGCAUGAUUUAGUGGGUGAGUAUGGCUGUGAUAAACACCACAAGCCAAACAACGUGGGGAGAAAGGGUUUAUCUGGCUUACACUUCCAAAUCACAGUUCAUCAAAGGAACUCAGGACAGGAACUCAGGCAGGGCAGGAACCUGAAGGCUGAUACAGAGGCUAUGGAAGGAUGCUGCUUACUGGCUUGCCCACACUGGCUUGCUCAACGUGCUUUCAUACAGAACCCAGGAGCACCAGCCCAGGGAUGGCACCAUCCAUAAUGGGCUGGGCUCUACCCCAUUAAUCACAAAGUGAGAAGAUGCUCUACAACCUUGCCUUCCACCCAGCCUUGAAGCAUUUUCUCAGUGUUGGUUCCCUCCUCUCAAAUGACUCUAGCCUGUGUCAGGUUGACAUAACUAACCAGUACAGUGCAAGAACACACGAAGGGAAAGGACCGCAGUGCCUGUGUGUGACUUGCUGAUAGGAGUGCCAGGCUGCCAACUGUCAAGACCAGUUCUGUUUUCCUAAUGUGCUCAGUUGGGCAAUCUCACGCCCACAAUCAAGCCUUCCUGUUUAUUUUUUCAGUGUCCUUCGCCUCACCAUAGUCAAUCUAACAUUUAAAACUUUUAUUCUUAUAUAUUUACAUAUAGGUAUGACACAUUUUAAAUUUUUUUAUAUUUAUAUGUGUGAGUAUAGACAUGUGUGACGGUAACCCCAGGGUACAGAAGAGGUUAUUAGAUGCUUUAUGAGUAUUGGUUCUCAACCUGUGGGCUGGGGGCCUUUUAACAACCCUCCCUUUACAAAAAAAAAAAAAAAUUGCAUUACGAUUUCAAUGAGGAACUGUAUUAAAGAGCCACAGCAUUGGGAAGGUUGAGAACCAUUCACUGCCUUAGAGCAAGCUGAGCUGCCAGGGGUGCGUGCUGGAAACUGAAGUCUGGUCCUGCCCAAGAGCAGAAGGUGCUCUUAAUCACCAAGCUAUGUUCCCACAUUCCAAACAUGGCUUUAACCCCAGCAUUUGUUGUCACCACAACAAGAAGAAACAUCUGGCCCAGCAGCAUGGAUUUCAAACCCGGCAAACCGCUGUUCCAUCCCAAAGCCUCUGGGGGCACUGCUCUCACAUUCUCAGACCCAUAUGCAGUCCUGCACAUGUAAACAAAAUUAAAAAGAAAUACUUCAGAAAGG
Messenger RNA from Mastomys coucha (southern multimammate mouse), 5140 nucleotides. RefSeq names its product zinc finger protein 709-like. Lineage: Eukaryota; Metazoa; Chordata; Mammalia; Rodentia; Muridae. Bases 468 to 2063 code for a protein of 531 amino acids. Gene Ontology annotation, molecular function: RNA polymerase II cis-regulatory region sequence-specific DNA binding; DNA-binding transcription repressor activity, RNA polymerase II-specific. The record is from RefSeq and is a predicted model, not a curated record. Gene Ontology annotation, cellular component: nucleus. The transcript is spliced from 5 exons. Gene Ontology annotation, biological process: negative regulation of transcription by RNA polymerase II.